Pipra filicauda (Wire-tailed manakin) is the source of this 3572-nucleotide messenger RNA. RefSeq names its product SLAM family member 9-like. Lineage: Eukaryota; Metazoa; Chordata; Aves; Passeriformes; Pipridae. The record is from RefSeq and is a predicted model, not a curated record. The coding region runs from base 1686 to 2741 and encodes 351 amino acids. The transcript is spliced from 6 exons.
CUCCUGGCAUUGGGAUUUUUGCAGGGAGCUCGGGAUGCUGCAAAAAAAAAAAAGAACAAACCCAAAACCACCCGUGAUGGAGGCUCGGAACCUGCCCCUCGGGCCCAGCCCGCUGGGAUCAGGGAGAAGCUCCAUCCCUGAGGGAAUCACGCAUCCCACGGGUCGGCAGGGGCUCCAGCUCUGCCUGAGCAGCUCUUGGCAUCAGGAUUUUUUAGCAGAGAUGCUGCAAAAAAGCCACAAACCACCCCCGUGGUGGAGGCUCAGAACGUGCCCCUCGGGCUGGAGGAGCUGCCGGGAUGAGGGAGAAGCUCCAUCCCCGUGGGAAUUGCCCUGAUCCCACAGGUUGGAAGGGACUUCGUUCCUCCCUGGAGGUGCCAGGAGUGAGGGAGGUGACGCUGAGCGGCUCUUGGCAUCGGGAUUCUUGGAUCAGGGAGCUCAGGAUGCUGCCAAAUAAAACCAAACCACCCGUGGUGGAGGCUCAGAGCCUGCUCCUCGGGCUGGGAUAAGGCAGGAGGGAAAAGGCUCCAUCCCUGCGGGAAUCACCUUGGUCCCACAGGUCAGCAGGGGCUCCAGCCCUCCUUGGAGCUGCCAGAAGUGAGGGAGCUGAUGCCAAUCAGCACCUGGCAUCAGGAUUUUGGCGGAGAUGCUGCAAAAAAAACCCCAACAACCCCAUGGUGGAGGCUCAGAGCCUGCUCCUUGGGUUGGGACAAGGCAGGAGGGAAAAGGCUCCAUCCCUGCGGGAAUCACUCAUCCCACAGGUCGGCAGGGGCUCCAGCCCUGCCUGGAACUGUCAAGCAGCUCUUGGCAUCAGGAGUUUUGCAGACAUUCUGCAAAAAAAAAACCAUAGUGGAGGCUCAGAGCCUGCUCCUUGGGCUGGGAUAAGGCAGGAGGGAAAAGGCUCCAUCCCUGCGGGAAUCACCUUGAUCCCACAGGUCAGCAGGGGCUCCAGCCCUCCUUGGAGCUGCCAGAAGUGAGGGAGCUGAUGCCAAUCGGCACCUGGCGUCAGGAUUUUUGCGGAGAUGCUGCAAAAAAAUACUCAAACCCCCGUGGUGGAGGCUCAGAACCUGCCCCUCGCGCUGGGAUAAGGCAGGAGGGAAAAGGCUCCAUCCCUGCGGGAAUCACCCAUCCCACAGGCUCCCGGGGGCUCCACCCCUGCUGGCCCGGCACCCCCAGCCCACAGGGACCCCCCGGAGCCGCCCCUGCUGCCCCCCCCACCCCCUUAACCCUUGUCGAUCUUCCGCAGGGCUCUGGGCGGAGGCGCCGUUUAAGGCGGACAAUGAGGUUUUGGAGGUGUUGGCUGGGAAUUCCUCCCAGACUCUCUUGGAGCGUUGUUCUGGUGAGAGCCUCGGGGUUCAGAUGGUGCCCCCCCCACAUCCGAACCUGGCAGAUUCCUUCGUAUUUUUUAGCUUCCGCUCCCCCGAGCUUGGCAUCCCGAUGGGGCACCCGCGUCCGAACCUCGUAGACCCGUCACGCUUUUGGGCCUCCAGUCCCCGAGACCGGCAUCCCGACGGGGCACCCGCAUCCGAACCUUGUAGAUCUUUCAUAGUUUUGGCUUCCAGCCCCCCCGGCCCGGCGUCUUUCCCUCUCUUUCUGGGGACACACCCCGUCCCCGGCUCGGAUAGGGAGCAGCGGAGAGACCAGGCGGCCGCGCCGAGGCGGGAGAUGCUGCUCGGCCCCGUCCCCGAAUGUCCUCCUGUUCCUGCCUUGUCCCCGCCCUGUCCCCGCGCUGUCCCCAAACACCUCUCGGUGACUUUCUCCUUGUCCCAGAGCUGCUCUUCGGCCAAGCCCGAGCGCAGCCCCAGCAGGUCAACGGCGUCCUGGGGGGGUCGGUGCUGCUCUCCCCGGCUCUGCCCCCCAACAAGACGGUGAAGGAGAUCGAGUGGAGCUUCUCCGCCGGCACCGGGGCCAUGAUCCAGGUGGCGGAGUUCAGCCGCGGCGGGUUCGAGCGCCCCGAUCCCAGGGAUCGCUUCGGGAAGCGGCUGGAGAGGUACAACGAGACGGCGCUGAGGAUCCGGGCCCUGGAGAGGGGCGACAGCGGCGUCUACGGGGCGAGGAUUAAACUGCACCCGGCGCUGGUGGAGGAUCAAACCUUCAACCUCUCCGUCUACGAGUCGGUGCCGAGCCCCCGGACCCGCAGCCAGCUCCUGGCCAGCACCUUGGAAUGGUGCAACCUGACCCUGCAGUGCCAGGGCUCCGGGAAAGGCGCCGUGAACGUCACCUGGAAGCGCGACAGCCUCACCGGGGACCUGAUCCCCGACCGCCACCAGCUGUCCCCGGACGGGACCACCCUGAGGGUCAACCUGCCCCCCACGGCCGCCAACGUCACCUACGCCUGCACCGUCAGCAACCCCGCCGACCAAAAAGUCGCCCUGUUCGACCUGCAAACCAUCUGCCAGGGCGGAGGGGGCCAAACGUCCUUCUCGACGUCGGGGUACAUCGUGCUGACCCUCAUCCUGCUGGCCGUGAGCCUGGGGGGGGCCUUCUGGUGCUGGAGGAUGAACAGCGAGAAGGCGUCGGAUCCAGCCGCCACCCCCACGGUGGCCGCCGAGGAAAGCCCCUCGGAGCCCCAGUACACCGACAUCGUGUGCCGGAGCCCCCCGGAAGGUAAUGACCAGGGCCCGAGUCACCCCGAGAAUAACCAGGAGCAGAGCUCGCCGCAGAAAGCACCGGCGGCCGCCCCCGGCGAGGAGCAGCAGCAGGGCCAGGCAGCGCCAGGGGACACGGCCGAGGAGGUGACAUAGACCCUCAGGCACCCGCAGGGCCGGAGCGCCGGGAUCUCCUGGAAGGGCUGUAAAAGUGCGUCGUGUGCCAAAUCCCAACCCAAAUCCAGCCCCCCCGUUUCGGCUCCGGGAUCGGGAGGCUCCACCGCGGGACUUCAGCCGGACGGACCCCCUUCCCCAACCCCUCACCCCCCCACCCACCCCCUCCUCCGGUUCAUCCCCAACCUCCUUCCCCGGUGCCCUCCGAGGCUGUUUGGGGAGCGCGAUCCCGGACCGAGGCGGCGGCGGCGGAGCUGGGGGGUCUCUCCGUGGUCCUCCCCCCCUUCCGUGUGCUCUGGGAUGCUCCAGGAUGGGGGAAAACCCCGGGAUUCGCCCCCCGGGACUUGGCCGGGGCGGGGGGGGUGGGGGGACAUCGCCGGGAGGGACCACGACGAGCCGCCCCGGGGGGCACGUGGACCCCCAACCUCCAGCUCCCCCCUCCCGGGGUCUCGCAGGGACCCUCCGCGGGGAGAUGCCCACGUUGGGGGGGGGGGGGGUCGUGCCCACCCGCUCGGCCGCUGCCAAGGGGACGCGGAGCGGGGGGGGGGGACAUGCGGCGGUGCCCUCCCGACCCCACUGGAGCGGCCCUGGGGGGCACCCCCGGGGGGAUGCGGAAGGGACCGUCCGUCGCCGGUGCAGAGCCACGGGAAGCGCCCCCUCCCCUCCCCUCCCGUCCCUCCCCUCGCUGUUCCCGCGUAGCCCGCGCACGGAGGGGGGGUCUCACCGCCUGUGUGUCCAGCACCCACUGCCACGGGGACCCCCCGCCCAGACCCCCCCCGGUGUAAAAACAGCAAAUAAAUGUUGGUGAGGUCA